Gongylonema pulchrum is the source of this 696-nucleotide messenger RNA. The record is from the annotation of a GenBank genome assembly. NCBI's taxonomy places the organism in Eukaryota, Metazoa, Nematoda, Chromadorea, Rhabditida, Gongylonematidae.
AUGUAUGUACGCGGCGUUAGGGCAUCUGUGUUCGACCUGCUAGUAUUCGCGGUACUGGAAACACUUGGCAUUGUGGCAGUAUGUGGCAAUCUAUCGCUCAUUAUUAUAUUAAUCAAAUUUAAUUAUUUGACAAAAGCGAGCUUCAUUCUAUUGCUCAGUUUGGCGCUAGCAAAUGUGGUGCAUGGCAUUGUCACAUCAUUUUAUUUUUAUCCUCCAAUAGCGCUUAAACGGCAACAUUUCUCUCUGCUAUGGAUGAGGAUAUUCAACGUGCUAGACUGGACAGCCUGGGCCAUUACUCUAACACACAUAAGUGCAAUCAGUUUGGACCGAUUGAUAGCUAUAAUAUAUUAUGUCCGAUAUUCGAGUAUCGUUUCUGUGAACCGUGUGCGAAAAUAUAGUAUAAUCAAGCGUAACGAUAUUUCUAGCGUAUUUUGUUGGAUAUUUUUCACAAUUCUCAAUUUGGUUUUAUUCACAUUGGAUGCCUGCUGUGUGAUAAUUCCUCUCGAAGACCAUGAAUUUUAUAGUUUCGGUUACCAACGUGGAGACGGAUCUGGAGUGCUGGGCCAAGCAAAUCUGUAUGUUUAUGCAUAUACACCUCUGGAAACGAGUACUAUUCUGAUAUUAUUUGUCUCGAAUCCUAUCAUUCUAGUGCAACUCUAUAGGCGAUGGAAGCGUAAAUUUGCACUUCAACGGUAA